This is a messenger RNA of Ilex paraguariensis (yerba mate), 977 nucleotides long. The record is from the annotation of a GenBank genome assembly. NCBI's taxonomy places the organism in Eukaryota, Viridiplantae, Streptophyta, Magnoliopsida, Aquifoliales, Aquifoliaceae.
AGGCCAUAGCCCUCGUAGUUGCAUCAGCGCAGCGUCCACCAUCUGCCGUCGACACAGUUGUAUUUUAAGUUAAUUUACGUUUAUUACUGGUAGGUUGGUGGAUUUAACAGUUUCAAAGCAUGCUAUAUUGUAGCUACUGCGCGAAAAAUGUCGAACCGGCAAUUUUGGAUGGCAGCAUAUGUUGUUCGGAAUGUGGAAAAGUUAUUAUUUUGAAUAGCUUUACGGAUGAACCCACCUUUCUUAAAGAUUCGGCUGGACUGAGCCAGUUAUCUGGAAAUUUUGUGAAGACUGUUCAAAGUGAAGAUUCAGUUUCACGGGGAAGGAUACUAAGGGAUGCACAAAUCGAUAUGGCGAGUAUGGCAUAUGCCAUGGAGGUGGAUGGUGGCGAUUCUGUCCUUAUGCCAGCGUCAAAAUUUUAUAGAAUAGCAGUUGAACGAAAUUUCACAAGAGGGCGUAGAAAAGAGCAAGUUGAGGCUGCUUGUCUCUACAUAUCAUGUCGGUAUAACAAAAAGCCAUUUCUUCUUAUCGAUUUUUCUGAGCACUUGAGGAUAAAUGUUUAUGUGCUAGGUGCUGUAUUUUUGCAGCUUUGUAAACUUCUAAGCUUGGAAGAGCACUCCAUUGUUCAGAAACCUGUGGAUCCCAGCCUUUUUAUUCAUAGAUUCUCUGAACGUAGGAGCCAGAAAGUUAUACUUGCUGGAUUUUGCCAUGGUUUGGGACAAUUGUGCCCCAUAAGCUAUAAGGGUCUAUUGGGAGGAAGGAAUGCAAAAGUUGAGAGAACUGCCCUUCGGAUUAUUGCUAGUAUGAAGCGAGAUUGGAUGCAGACAGGGAGAAAACCAAGUGGGUUAUGUGGCGCAGCGUUGUAUGUAUCUGCUCUUUCACAUGGACUCAAGUGUUCCAAGUCAGACGUUGAGGCAAUCCGGUUAGGUGUUUGUGCUCCGUUGUUUAAUAUGAGUACAAGAGAGGGACGGAUAUUGUGA